CUGUUCAUCAAACUUAAAUGUAUUUACUCAAAUUUGGUUUUGACAAUCUAACAUAACAUGCAAAAUUUUUUGCGAAAAGAAAAAGAGCGCGUUUCUGUGGUGAAAUGUCAAAAAAUUGAGUUCAUAUAAAAUACACAUGUAAAUGGACUGAAAACAAUGGAGCGAAUUUGACCAACGACGGUAAAAUAUUCUAUUUGUUCAACAACACAUACUUGGAAACGUAUAAAAACGCAUAAAUCAAAAACUUUAAAUCACAUCAAUAUUUUUACGGCAUACAUAAAUGACAAAUAUUUGACAGCUGAUGUAUGACAAAGUUGAAGAAAGUUGUUGAAUACUGCUGAUUUACUACACAAAUUGAUUAAAGUAGUAAGCGCACUGUUUUAGUACGUCAUUAUUUAGCAGUUAGUUAACUUGUAUAAUCGUAUAGGAAAUAUGUGUAGCUAAAGCACUACAUAACGAAGAAUUCCGACUUAAAAUAAGAAGUAGCAAUUAGUUUUAUUGCAAUUUGCAAACGACUAUUAUUGCUGUAACAUUAAAAAAUUGGAACAGAAAUACUAAUUUUAAAUUAAUUCUAGAGAUUCAAAUCUAUGUUUGUACAUAUAUAUACAUACCUAACUAGAAGAAAAAUAAUCCAUAAAUAUAUUUUACAUAGAUUUUAUAGGUUAUAUAAAUAAGAAAUCGAAUGAAAUGGCCGGUUUUCCACGCAGAAUAUUUAAAGAAAUCGAACGUUUACUUGAAGAACCUGUUCCGGGUAUAUCAGCUAUACCAGAUGAAUCAAAUUAUAGAUAUUUUCGUGUUUUUAUUACUGGACCUAAAGAUUCGCCAUUUGAAGGUGGUUUAUUUAAAUUAGAAUUGUUUUUACCGGAAGAUUAUCCAAUGUCUGCGCCAAAAGUGAGAUUUAUUACCAAAAUCUAUCAUCCAAAUAUAGAUCGCUUGGGUAGAAUAUGUUUGGAUAUAUUAAAAGAUAAAUGGAGUCCAGCAUUACAAAUACGUACAGUGUUAUUAUCAAUUCAAGCAUUGCUGAGCGCACCAAAUCCAGAUGAUCCAUUAGAAAAUCAUGUUGCUGAUUUGUGGAAAAUUGAUGAAAUCAAAGCAAUUCAUAAUGCCAGAGAAUGGACUCGUCAGUAUGCAAUGCCUUAAAUAAGACAUGUUCAAAUUUUUAAAUGAAAUUAUAAUAAACGUUUAACUGUCAUUAUUAUUUAUUUAUACCUAUUAUUAUA
This is a messenger RNA of Condylostylus longicornis, 1220 nucleotides long. Its product is annotated as ubiquitin-conjugating enzyme E2 N-like. Bases 688 to 1140 code for a protein of 150 amino acids. The record is from RefSeq and is a predicted model, not a curated record. NCBI's taxonomy places the organism in Eukaryota, Metazoa, Arthropoda, Insecta, Diptera, Dolichopodidae. The transcript has a single exon.